This is a messenger RNA of Spodoptera frugiperda (fall armyworm), 6473 nucleotides long. Its product is annotated as titin-like. The coding region runs from base 1 to 6228 and encodes 2075 amino acids. Lineage: Eukaryota; Metazoa; Arthropoda; Insecta; Lepidoptera; Noctuidae. Gene Ontology annotation, molecular function: protein binding. The record is from RefSeq and is a predicted model, not a curated record. The transcript has 15 exons.
AUGUCUCACGAAAGUUACAAUAGAAUCUGGUCUACCAUAUUACAGAUAGAACCUGACUCCCCGGCGAAGCGAGCUGGCUUGCUGAACGGCGACACGAUCCUGACGCUGAACGGAGAGGAAGCCAUCGACAUGUCGCUGCUCACCGCCAGUCGAAGAGUCGAGGAGUCAGGGCAUAGCCUCACUGUGGGAGUGCUGCGCGGCCUGUACGAUCCGGUCCUAGACGACUCGGAGCCGUUAUACUACGAACCGGAAGAUUUAGGCCUACAAUCGGAACCGACUGAGGUAGUCUUCCAAAUCCAGAACUUUGUAGAACCCUCCGACAUAGGCAGCCAUGACCUGGACCCAAGAUCCGACUUGGAAUCCCGAUCCUUAACCUCCUCCCCCUUUGUUACUCCCACAAAACCUUACAGACCGUUUUCUACUGAACCUUUACCUGAAAUACCCCCUUUGGAAGACCCUAUUAUCCUCAAUCCUGAUUAUAGAGAUACUUUUGGACGAACCCCUUGUGACAAUGACCCUGAAUACCUGUUGAACUCUUUCGGUAAUGUAUUAGGUGAGAGCAGGUAUAAGUUGCCGAUAUCUGACCAAUAUGACCCUGAUGGUACAAGGUUUAAGCAGAAUACUGAGGUGGUGGAAAAGCUAUUGAAGUAUGAGAAACAUGUUAAGAGUUUGAGCAAAGAUUUGGAGGUUGUUGAUGUGACUAAAGAAACAAGGAUUUGUGAGGCUGGUGUUAAUGUUUUGAAGGAAACUAAAGAUGUUGUACUCAAUGGGAGUGCUUUUGAAGAUGUUAGAAGGAAAAGUGUUAGGAUUGAAGAGGGAGUUUCGGAGGGUAAGGUUAGAAUUGAGUCUAAAACUGUGGAAAAGAAAGAGAUGAGUAGAGAAGAAAUUGAGGAGGAGUCUUUAAGAGAAGAGUUGCAGUAUAUAGAGCAGAUGAAACAAGAAAUUGAUGUUCAGAAGAUUGAGGAAACUGCUAUGCAAGUUGUGGAUGAUAGUAUCGAGAGAGCGGUAUCAGUUGCUGAAGAAAUUAAAAAAGAAAUCGAUGUAGAGCUCCUAUCUUCUGAGAAAUCUGAACAAGUAACUUCUGAAACGGAGAAAAAAGACAUUUCAAAAUAUGAAAUGACUGAACAAUCUUCUGAAGUAGUCGACAAGACUGAAACAUCAGAAUAUGCUGAAAGAAAGAUGAGUAAAGAAGAACGUAUUGUUAACGAAGAAGAGAAUAGCAGAAAGAUGUCUAGAAAAGACUUUAAAGAAACAGAAUCUUCUGAAACCAUAUCCACAGAAGACAGUAAGAUGGAUGUGCACAGAAAAUCUGUAAUAUCAGAAGAAUACCAACAAGAGUAUACAGAAGAGCCGAGAAGAAAAGAGUCUUCUAUCCAAGAGUCUUCUGAAAGUAAGGCCAAGUUUAAGAAGAUUGCUAAGACCGUUGCUUCUGGUGUGAAAUCAGAGAAGAAUACCGCAGAACAGAGGGCAUAUACCAUAGGUUUGCAAACUAUACCUAAUAUUAGAGGAACCGUACAUUCUUCUUAUCAUUACAAUCUACUUCUGCAAACGUUCUUUAUCCAUCUAACCGAUGUGAUGGUAGCUUUAUCCAGAUUCCUUCUAUCACAACCAGUUUUCAAUCAAUUAGACCAAUCAUAUACCGAAAAGCGUAGCUACGAAAGCGCUGAUGUGGUACAAAAGACUUCUCAAGUACAGAAGACUGAAGAAGCGAGAGUAGUACAAAAAACCCAGGAUAGAAGGCAACUGGUGACUCCAGUACCAGUUGUGGAGAAGAAAGAAGUGAAAUCUGUGACGCAAAAGAUUGAAAAAGAUGUAAAGGUUGAGUCGCAAGAGAAGAAAGUUGAAAAGAGAGAGAUUAUUAAACCUGUGCCUGUAAAAGAAGUUAAGCAAGAAGUUAAGGUGGAGAAAAAAGAAGUAAAACAAGAAGAGAAGAUUGAAAAAGUUGCUACAGGAGCAGAAAUGGCACAGCGUUCGGAGAAGAAACUCACACAGGAGAUGACUCAAAAGAUGGACGCAGUAAUCUCUGAAUUCCAAACCAUCGCCGUAGAAGAAGAUAAAAAAGAAAUGUUCCAGAAGAGCAGAAGAUCACGAAGCAGGAGUCAAAUCGAAGAAGAAGUUAUGAAAGAAAGCGAUCCUCUAGAAUGGCUGUCCAAAGUAGACAGUAGGAGAACAUCUCAAGAAAGAACAGAGAUAUCUAAAAAGGAAUUCUCAUCUACUGAAGCAAAGAAGAGCGUAAUCGAGACGAAAGAAGAAGGAACUUCAAGAAGAUCGAAGUCUCCUAGACAGACGUACAUUGCUAUUGUCGAAUCUCAUGUAUAUACUAACAAAGACGCCAUAUUUGAAGAACAUGUUACAGACUUCUCAGAAACAUCAUCAGUGCAAAGUGCUGAAGAAGUAAAUACAGCUAUAGAAGCUAUAGAGACUAUCAGCACUGAAAAUGUAGCGAUAGAAAACGCUUUAAGAGAAUUAGAAACAGCUAAAGUUGUAGAAGAGAAACAUGAACUAGCAACAGUAACCGCUAAAAGCGCUGCAACGGUACAAAAGAUUGAAGAAGUAGUACAUGAUACUAAGGAAUUUGUUCAUGAAGAGUUUGAGCGUAAAUCUGCUGUACAGAAGACGGAUGUACAAAAAAUAAUAGUUCAAGAAGUAAAAGAGAUUAUAGAACCAGUAGUAGAAAUCAAAGAACGAGUAGAAACAGUUGAAAAAGCGUAUGUAGAUAUAAACGAAUCGCUAUCAGUAGCCCAAUCAACUGAAGUCAGUGUCAUGGAGACAAAAUCAGAGUUCGUUGCCGCUGAAGUGAAAAAAGAAGAAGUUAAAAUUGAAGAAGUGACAUUCAAUGAGAAAGUGGUUGAAAUAGAGCCUGAAAUACACGAACCAAAGCCUGUAGAAACGGUUGAAAUAACAGAAACUGUCAAACUGAAGCCUAAUAAAGAAAAAACUGAGCAUGACGAAUAUGCUGCGCUUAAAAUCGUCAAAAUAGUUCCUGUAGACAGUGUGUUAUCACCUGAAAUCAUUGAAGUUGAAGAUAUUUCUGAGCUAAUAGCUAGAUCUACUGUUAGUACUGUAGGCGUUGGUAAUGAUGUAACUGUAGAUGCUACUAAAGAAAUUUCUGAAACAUCUUCAAUCAGCACUCAUAUAGGCAAAAGUGAGAAGAAAGAAUCUUUAGUAGACAUAUCAGAAAUUAAAGAAGAAUCUAUAAGCAAAUCUGCUAUGAAAGAAGAGAAAAUAUCAACGCAAGAGAUAUCACAAGAAGCCUCAUUUACAGCCAAAUCUAUUGACAGAAAACUCUCUUUAAAAACUGAUCUGCAAAAGCAACUAUCCUCUUCAUCAUUAUCAAGCCCUCCAAGUACUAUCGACACUCCAACGCCCUCUACCGUCCCCCCAACUCCUUUAACAGACGAAUACGUUUUCAAACUCUCCCUCCCUCUUCCUAAAAGCAGAAGCGCUACUCCUGUCCCCAGAGAUUGCACUCCAGAAGAUGAGGAUCCACAUAUUGUUAAAAAGAACUUGGUACCUCACAUAGAAACUACAAUAGAACAAGUAGUUUACGAUCAACCUUUACCUACUCCUAUUGAAGAACCAAAAUCCCCUGUUUUUACCAAACCAGUUUUGAAUGGGGGUGGUAAAGUAUACCCGGUUUAUUCGAAACCUGGUUUGAAAGGGGGUGCAGGGAGGAUAAGGUUCCCUGUGUAUAGGAAACCAGGAUUAUACGGUGGCGGUGAUAAUCCAGAUUUUUCUAAGGAAGAAAUAAGAGAGAUCGAGCGCAAAUCCUCUCUUCUAGCAUCAGCGAUAGACGAAACAAUAAAAAGCAUAGAAGAAUACAAAGAAGAAGUAGGAAUAGAGACGAAAAAAGAAGUAAAAAAGGAGAUCAACGUACAAGAACAUAAAGAAGAGAAGAUUACAAAGAGCUACCAAGAAUCUUACACAUCAGAAGAGAUUAUAAAAAAUGGCUUUAAUGAAAUUGAUACUAAGAUAGAAGAAAUGAUUGAACAAUGUAAUACUAUGUCUAUAGACACUAAAACAGAUUCAGAUAAACCUGAAAAUGAAGGAAUUGUCACAGAAAUAGAUGAAACGAGAACAAGAAGAAUUAGCAUUGAAAUCGACCCACAAUAUCAAGAAAAUAAUAAAGACCAAACUAUCAAAGUUGACAUAGUUGAAAUUGAAACUCAUGUACAAGACAAUAAAUACCAAAAUGGAAUAGCAGACACUGGUGUUAUUGAACCAUCUUCUGUGAUUGUAAAGGAGAGGGAAACUACAGCUGUUGAUAAUGUAAAAGAAGAUAUAACUCCUGUAGUAGAGAAAACAGAGAUAAGAGAAGAAUUAAAGCCAGAAUUUACAGCAGUAGAAGUAAAAACAGAGUCUCAAGAGUUGAUAGAAGAAAAGUUUGAUCCGUUAACAAGAGUACGACCAGUUGUAUUUGAUCCAGAGAAUAUUCAGAGGCGCGGGCAAGACUUCAUUUCUGUUCAGGAACCUAUGGGUAUUUCGGAGCCAAGACAGUCCCCUUACAUCAAUGAGAGUGGGGAGCUAAUGGGUACUAUUCAAGGCAUAGUGGACGGUUUGGAAGAACCAGUGAUGGAUGCAGAGCUAGCCAAGGAACUCGGCAAGCCAGGAAUCUCAGAAGAGAAGAUAGCCACACUAAUAUCUGGAGAAGCAGAGAUGCUUAGAGAGGCACACGUUAUGGGGCUCUCUCGAGUACUUUCCUCUCACAUGCACCGUGCGGACGACGACAGCGUCGAUUUCCAGAAAAUCAAACCGAUGAUCAACUCCUUGAAAGACUCAGAAGUAUUGAAAGCAUUGAACGAAGAACUAGAGAGAAAGAGACAAGAGGAGAAAAAGAAAGAAGAGAAAAAAUGGACAACGUUUCUCCAGAAGCCGAAGCGGCCGGUGCCCAAGGCAAAGUUUGGGUAUCCAGGGUGGACAGAGGACACGCAAAUUGUUGCGGAACCGUAUAAAGUGAAAAUAGUGAAACAAGCUAAGCCUAAAGUAGCACCUGAUUAUAAGCCAGAGGACUUUGAAACUGGUCCUCUACCCUGGGAGGAACGCGCUGCGACUGAGUCCUCCCUCCCUCCUGUAGAGCCGGAGGAACCUAUCCUCAUUCCGGAGGUACCGGAGUUUCUGGAGGCUGUCGACCCUUUGAAGGAGAGUGAAGUUCCUGAUCUUGAGGAGACAGGUAUACCCCUACCACCGCCAAAAGAACCAACACCCCCACCAGUCAUAGAGGAGAAGCAACCAGAACCCGAACCGAUACCAGAAGUACCAGAAGAAGAACCAGAAGUCGUCCCAGAAGCGAAAGAACAGAGAGAAGAGACGAGAGAAGAUAUGGAGAAUAGAAUGGCGCAACAGUUAGUGAAAAGCGUACAGGGGAUGGUUGAUCCAAACGCCAGCCUAGACCAGCAGCUGGCCCAGAUGCGUGCCCAGCUGGCAGCGCUCGCCCAGCUACCUGAAGUAAUACAACAGUCUUUGGAAAUGGUCUCCAAACAACUCACCAAGAUUUCCCACCAGGAAGUCCAUAUGGAGGUUUCGCAAACCGAGCAACAGAGUUACGAGCAAGUUGAAGCUACCCAAAACCACGAAAUGCAAACCAUUCAAGAAGUGAACGAGAACAGCGUAGAAGCAGUUCAGAACGAAGAAGAGAAGAAAGAACAAGAAGUAGUAGAGAAGAUGACAAUAGAAGAAGUAACCAAUCAGGAGACCGAACUGAGAAUUCAACAACAACAGGAGAACAAUGCGAGAAUGACUCCUGCUCCGACAGAAGAGGAGAUUAGGAAUGAAAAACAGAGAAAGGAACAAGCAAGGAUAGAACACGAAUCUCGUCUGGUGAAACAGCAUCCUACGCCGCGCGCAUCAAAACCGAAACGAGUCUUCGGACCCCCAGACCCAGACCAGAUGCUGGCGGUCGUCCUACCUGGAGGUAGACGAUGGAGAAACACCCAAGAUGUAUACGAUGAACAGAAGAUUAAAGAAAUGUUUGAAGCGCAGUCUGAAGUCAUCAAGGGCAAUGCCAUUGGGAUAAACUUCAUGAAAUACGAAAAGCCGCCCGUGUCUCUGGAUCAUUUGAAGCACUCGGAGGUUUACAAACUUGUCCACGACAUGGAUGAGACGCCGUUGAAGCGAGUUGAGAUGAGGACGCCGGUUAUCUGUGAAGCUGAUUAUAGAGAGCGCUGCCGUUCAAUGACCCCAUCAGCUGAGAAGAAACAUCUGCAAAUACCCCAGCAAUUUCAUCCUUAAAUACAUUGAUAUAGAGUUCUAAAUAGGAUAUUGGACGUCAUCAUCAUGCGUAUAUGAGCCCCUAUGUCUACUGCCCUCCCCCAAUGACUACAUAUCGCGAGGUUGGAAGAGCCCUGUACCCUUAGUACGAGUUUGCUUUACGUUUAAAGUAAUCGAAACGAGAGUGCGUUCGGCGUUCUGAUUGGCUGGUUCGAAUAAACCAACCAAUCAAAACGCCGAACGCGCUCUCGUUUCGAGAUGAAACU